Athene cunicularia (burrowing owl) is the source of this 1178-nucleotide messenger RNA. RefSeq names its product mannose-6-phosphate receptor, cation dependent (gene M6PR). The record is from RefSeq and is a predicted model, not a curated record. Gene Ontology annotation, cellular component: Golgi apparatus; endosome; trans-Golgi network. The coding region runs from base 15 to 851 and encodes 278 amino acids. The transcript is spliced from 7 exons. Gene Ontology annotation, biological process: protein targeting to lysosome. NCBI's taxonomy places the organism in Eukaryota, Metazoa, Chordata, Aves, Strigiformes, Strigidae. Gene Ontology annotation, molecular function: protein domain specific binding.
GAAGCCGUGGCCGGAUGUCAUCACCUUGCCAUACCUCUGCUGUGCUGCUAGUCUUUAUGGCCCUCGCUGUCCAUCUGGGGGCUGAACAGCCAAAAGAGAGGAGCUGUGAUGUGAUUGGUGAUGAAAGCAGCGAGUCGCAAAUGGAAAGAGCCCUGCUGAAGAAACUAGAGCCCCUGAGUGAAAUGAGGUUUAACGUGACUGUGGAGAAAGGCAAAACAGAAAACUACGUCUACAGUUUCAGGGUGUGUAGGGAGGUCAAUAGCACCUUGCAUGAUUUUGGCGGCCUGGUGCAAACAGAUAGACAGAAUGGAAAGACUACAGUGAUAGGAAGAAUCAAUGAAACCCAGGUCUUCAAUGGAAGUGACUGGAUCAUGCUGAUUUAUAAAGGGGGUGAUUCAUACGGCAGGCACUGCAGUGGUGAGAAGAGAAGAGCUGUGAUAAUGAUUUCUUGCAAGCAGGGAGUUACAGCGAGUUCAUUCAGCAUUAUUUCAGAAGAGCGGGAAAAGGAGCAGGAUUGUUUCUACCUCUUUGAGAUGGACAGCAGUGUGGCUUGUCCAGCUGAGGAUUCCCAUCUCAGCGUUGGCUCCAUUCUGCUGAUCACGUUUGCUUCACUGAUUGCAGUCUACAUCAUUGGUGGGUUCCUCUACCAGCGCCUUGUAGUGGGAGCAAAAGGCAUGGAACAGUUUCCUCACUUUGCCUUCUGGCAAGAUCUGGGCAAUUUGGUGGCGGAUGGCUGUGACUUUGUCUGCCGAUCUAAGCCCCGAAAUGCACCAGCUGCGUACCGUGGUGUGGGCGAUGACCAGCUGGGUGAGGAGUCGGAAGAACGGGAUGACCACUUGCUACCGAUGUGAUAGGCUUUCAGCACUGAGUUCUUUUCUCCCCAUCUCCCAGUGCUUGUUUAGCCGGGUGUCUCCCAGCCAGUUCUCCUUCUCUUACUUCUGAUUUUCUUUAUGCUGUUUGCUUUUGCUGUCUCCGGUGUGUCAAGUCCCAUGGAUGCCUCUGGGUGUGAACAGCACUGGUCCCUGAUGGCAUGUCUUGUGCUAUAACGCUGUCUUAAGUUUUUAAAAGCGCAGCAGAGCUGGAGGGGAGGAGAAGUGCUGAGAGUCGAGCAGAAGACAGAAAGCAAGCAGUAUUAGCAUUCAGCACUGAGGAGGAAUGGGAGAUGAAUCACUGAGAGG